Molecule: messenger RNA, 997 nt
Organism: Cucurbita maxima (winter squash)
Lineage: Eukaryota; Viridiplantae; Streptophyta; Magnoliopsida; Cucurbitales; Cucurbitaceae
Product: tetraspanin-2-like
Exons: 2
Coding region: 87-773 (228 amino acids)
Biological process (GO): auxin-activated signaling pathway
Cellular component (GO): plasma membrane; plasmodesma
Source: RefSeq, a predicted model, not a curated record
CUCACCCAUGUUGGUUGAGCCAUUUCAGUCCUCCCAAACUUGAACCACAGCAUAGACCUUGUCGGCCCUAUAUCUCUAAAGCGACCAUGGCAGUAAGCAACCGCAUAACAGCUAUUCUGAACUUCCUAAUCUUCCUAAGUUCCAUCCCCGUCAUAGCCGCCGGAAUCUGGCUUGCUUCUAAGCCCGACAACGAGUGUGUCCAGCUUCUCCGGUGGCCGGUUGUGGUUCUCGGUGGCCUCCUCCUCCUCGUCUCUCUCAUCGGCUUCGUCGGCGCCUACUGCAACCGCCCUGGUUUCUUGGCUGUCUACCUCUUCUGCAUGGCCCUCCUCAUCCUCCUCCUUCUCAUUCUCCUUGUCAUCGCCUUCACCGUCACCCGCCCCGACGGCAGCCAUCCCGUCGCCGGUAGCCAGUUCCAGGAGUAUCGCCUCGACGGUUACUCCUCAUGGCUCCGUAACCACGUCACUAGCUCCGGAAGUUGGCAGAACGUGCGUACGUGUUUGGCUGUUUCCGAUGUCUGUCCAAAGCUGGAUCGGCAGUUUUCCUCGGCCCACCAGUUUUUCGCGGCGGAUAUUUCCCCACUUCAGAACUGGUUUCACGGAAUCUGUGAAGGGGACAUGGAAAUGGAAACUCCGAGACACAGAAAGAAAAAGGAGUUUGGGAUGAAGAUGAAGAUGGAGAUGAAGAUGGAGAUGAAGAAGGUUCGAUCGAAUCUCGGAAGUGGAAUUAGAAACAGGAACGGAACAAUGCUUUUCAAGGAAUCUCACCCCAUUUAGACACCAAAAGCAAAACAUUAUUCGAAUCACAAAAGCAGAACAACAAUCCAAAACCCUAAGGAUUUCAGCGAAUAAAUCCAAUAAAACCUAAUCCGAUUUCAUCUCAUCCUAUCUUCCUCUAUAUUUCAACAGUCAGGCUGCUGCAAACCGCCGGCGGCGUGCGGAUACACUUACGAGACCCCGACGACAUGGGUAAACCCGGAAAACCCGACGUCCGACCCGGA